AGGGGUGGUGCACGCUGCUUUCAGGAAACAAAUGCAAAGGUAAACAGAAAAGUUUCAAGACAGAAAGCUGUGCUGUAGGACGUCUAACAGUUGUAAGAACUGCUACAAAAUGGAAAGAAGUGCUUACGGCGCAUCUCUCGCUGGUGGUUCUUUUGAUUGCGAGAGCUUCAUUAAGCAGCCUCAGACUAUACUUCGAGUACUGAGCUGGGUGUUUUCUAUUGUGGUUUUUGCAACCAUCACUGCAGAGGGUUUCAUUAACCCGUAUUUUCAAUCAGAAACUAAAUGCAUAUUUAACCAAAAUGACAACGCCUGCAGUUAUGGAAGUGCAGUAGGAAUUCUAGCUUUCCUGGCAUGUGUUGCCUUCACUAUUUUGGAUGCGUACUUUCCUCAAAUCAGUAAUGCCAAGGAGAGGAAAUACAUUGUCAUCAGUGAUCUUGUUUUUUCUGGUGCAUGGACGUUCUUGUGGUUUGUAUGUUUUUGCUUCCUGGCCAAUCAGUGGUCACAUACCACUCAGACAGAGGGUAUCUCAGGAGAUGCUGCCCGAGCUGUGAUAGCCUUUUCCUUCUUUUCCAUUGUCAGCUGGGCUUUGCUUACCUUAUUUGCCUAUAGACGAUGCCGCCAAGGCAUAGAUGAGGUCGGUCUGGGCUACACAGAUCCUUCACAUGACCAAAACACCCCAUACCCGGCUUACCCCAGUGCUCCAGAAGGCUACCAGCAAUCCCCUUUCAGUCACAAUCCCACAGGCGAUGGAAGCUACCAACCACCAGCAUAUUAAAUGAUAACACUUAGCUCACCAAGGCUGAGGAAACAUUCAACACAAGUCAGCUUUGUCAGCAUGCACUGACUAUUGCACUCCAUUGUUUAUCUGGGCCUGUAUGCAUAAGAAUAAUAAUCCAGAUUUUUGUUUCUCAUUUCCAUUUGACUGUAUUUAUGAGCUUGUAAAAGGCCAAAUUUGACCCUAGGUCACCACUUCUUCUGAAAGCUUUCAUGAAUAUGGGCCUUAGUAUCUUCAUUCGUUUUAUUAAUAAUUACGUGCCUGCUAGUGACAAUCAGGAUGAUGUGUCUGGUGUGUUAUCUUCACUGCUAAAAUACUUAAGUGCAAAAAAAGGUUAGUAAGGAGUAUCUUGCCUAUUGCAAAUGACUUAGAUUCUUCAUAGAAUUCUACUGCAUUCUAAUGCAGUAAUAGGCAAGGAAAGGCCUAUAUUUUAAAGAUAAAUUUGGCUUCAUACUUAUUACUGCAGUUUGUGCAGUCCUCCAGUAUACACUGAAAAGAAGCAAUAAAAAAUAUUGUAUGCAUUUUACAUGGUUACAUGAUGAAUUAAAAGAAAAUAACAUAUGACAGCCAAAUUAUCUGAUACUAACUUGACACCAUGUUUAAGUACCAAAUGUACUGCCAAACAGGUUUAUGCACAAAAUGUUCUGGUUGUCUUGUAUUUAUGGGAUUUAGAUAUUUUGUAAAUUGAUAAUAAUAUGGCAAAUUGUUUUAAAAGAAAGUAGAAAGUACUGCCUGAUGAACUACUGUAAAACAGUGCUUUAGUAUCAGCUAUAAUGAAUGUGCACUUGAAAUGCCUUGUUUUUAUAUAUUUUCUCUGUCUUGCGCCUGAUUUGUUUUUAAGAAGAAAAUGGUGAUUGCUAAAUGAAUCUUACAGUUUUAUUACAAAGUUGUGUUUAUAUUUACAUAAAUGUGUUUUAUACCAGGAAGCCAAAUUAAGGACUUCUACCUCUGAUUAUAAGAAUUGUGCCUUAAAGUCUGAAGUACCAGUGCUGUAUUUUUUGAAUACCAAUCAUGGAAAGUAGAUUUUUCCAAA
Messenger RNA from Colossoma macropomum (tambaqui), 1808 nucleotides. It is a transcript of the gene syngr2a, whose product is annotated as synaptogyrin 2a. NCBI's taxonomy places the organism in Eukaryota, Metazoa, Chordata, Actinopteri, Characiformes, Serrasalmidae. The record is from RefSeq and is a predicted model, not a curated record. Gene Ontology annotation, cellular component: neuromuscular junction; synaptic vesicle membrane. The coding region runs from base 110 to 775 and encodes 221 amino acids. The transcript is spliced from 4 exons.